UUUUCAGGUUUAACGUUUAUUCCUAAGUGGAACUGGUUGGCUGUUUUCACAAUGGGUAAUUCAAGCGGGCACAACAACACUUUGAGUAUCCCGCCAGGAAAAGGACCCCACCAAGUGGGAUGCACAGACUUGAUGGUGGGCCGCACAGUCCAUGGGACGUUCUUGAGACUCUACUAUCCAUGCCAAGCAUCUGAGAAUCCUCAGCUGCCAGAUUGGGUCCCGUGCAGGGAGUAUUUCAAUGGCCUCGCAGACUUUAUGAAGAUGAACAGAGCACUGAGUGAAAGAAUUUUUAACUACCUCUUUGGGUCUUGUAAAAUCCCAGCAGCCUGGAAUGCGUCGUUUAAACCAGAUGGGAAAUAUCCUGUUAUUAUUUUCUCUCAUGGACUGGGAGCUUUCAGGACAUUAUAUUCAGCCAUAUGUGUUGAACUGGCUUCACAGGGCUUCAUUGUUGCAGCUGUGGAGCACAGGGAUGAAUCUGCUUCUGCAACUUUCUACUUCAGAGAACAUGCUGAGCCAGGAACAAAAAAGCAUCCAUCAUGUGACAUAGCCAAGCCUCUGUCUGAUAAUCUGGAGGAGGUUUGGAUGUACUACAGGCCGUUGAAACCAGGCGAGAAUGAGUUUCCUCUAAGAAACAAGCAAGUAAAGCAAAGAGCAGAUGAAUGCAUCAGAGCCUUGGAUAUUCUCUUUGACAUCAAUUCAGGAAAGUCUGUAGAGAACGUCUUACAGUGUGACUUUGAUUUGUCAACAAUGGAGAACUCCAUGGACUUGUGUAGAAUAGCGAUUAUGGGACAUUCCUUUGGAGGCGCGACGGUGAUCGAAUGUUUGUGCAAGGACGUCAAAUUCAAGUGUGGUGUGGCACUGGACACCUGGAUGUUUCCUCUGGACGAGGAGAUCUUCCCUGGAGUGAAGCAGCCAAUCUUUUUUAUUAACUCUGAAAAAUUCCAGUGGAUUGGGAAUAUCAUCCGUAUGAAGAAGCUGGACUCUGCCAUCUUUCCUAGAAAAAUGAUAACCAUCAAAGGGACAGUCCAUCAGAGCUUCCCAGAUUUCACAUUUCUUACUGGGAACUGGAUUGGAAGGCUCAUGAAGCUAAAAGGAGAGAUUGAUCCACACAUAGCCUUGGAUCUUUCCAACAAAGCAACUUUGGCUUUUCUUCAACGCCACUUAAAUAUGGACAUAGACUUCAAUCAGUGGGAUGCUUUAAUUGAUGGAAAAGAUGACAACUUGAUUCCAGGAACCAAUAUUACUAUCCCACAGUCAUCUAUUUAGUUGAGUAACAUGAAUACAAUGUAUAUGGAUGUGUAUCCGUACAAUGAUUUUGUAACCUUGCACAUGUAACAAAUAAGAGUCAGAAGGUUACACACCUUUGAGAAAGGGCCAAUCUAUCACUAUGCAAAAUCUGUUUUUGAAAUUUCAUAAAAGACUAAAUUUUGACUGCUGUGUAGGAGUACGAUUGAAUUUGCACUAUGGAUUAGAUGGUGAUCUGAUGUAAAUCACAUUUCGUAUUUUUUUUUUUUUAAACACGGCAAAACUACUCUAUACAGGAUGACUUAUGAAAGGUACCAUUGCAAUAGUGCAAUAGACUUUAACUUUUUUAAACACUUCACCGUCCUUGUUGUGUGCCUUCAUGUUUUUAGUUAUAUAAAGUGGGUUUUUAUAUCAAUGCAGUGUGUUCAAUGAAUUCUGUGACUGAUGUUAAAAGGGGUCUGUUGACAACCAUUUGAAAAUAUGAAAUACCAUACUGUGAAAUAUCGUUGGCAUAGCUUGCUUGUUUCACCCUAAUGAUUUUAACACCUAGAAAGUAACCUCAUAGUUCUCUCUGGAUCUGUAACUAAAACCUGCGAUUUCCUGAUUUGUAAGAAAAUAUAAUCCGAUUUUACACUACUAAUUUCUGGUCAGUUAAAAAAAAAACUAUCACGUGGGAUUUCAAUAUUUCGAUGGUUUCCAGCAAAGCCACAAAAAUGCACAAGUUCUUUAUAUGUAUAUGGGAUUUUGUUUAUUAAACAGAAUAUCUCACCUUU
Molecule: messenger RNA, 2018 nt
Organism: Sinocyclocheilus rhinocerous
Lineage: Eukaryota; Metazoa; Chordata; Actinopteri; Cypriniformes; Cyprinidae
Product: platelet-activating factor acetylhydrolase
Exons: 10
Coding region: 52-1266 (404 amino acids)
Molecular function (GO): 1-alkyl-2-acetylglycerophosphocholine esterase activity
Source: RefSeq, a predicted model, not a curated record